AUGGAAGAAGCACCAUCAAAGUAUGCCAUUCAUGAGGCAGCCAGAGAAGGAAGAACAAUUGUCGUUGAAUCGUUAUUGAAUGCAAAUCCCAAGCUUGCAGAUCUAAAAGAUGAGGAUGAGCGUUUGCCGAUUCAUUGGGCGAUCUCAAACGGCCAUCUAGAUAUUGCAGUUCUUCUAUCUGCGGGGAAGAAUUUCGAUCCUGAUGUCCAGGACGGUUCAGGAUGGACCCCUUUGAUGAUCGCAGUAAGUCUGAAGGAAGGCGAUGCUCUGGUUGACCUCCUCCUGCGCAAAGGAGCAGACAUCAAUGCCACAAAUUUCACUGGCCAGUCAGCACUCCACUUCAUAGCUUCAAAAAACAACCUCGAUCUCGCCCGGAAACUUCUAGACGCCAAGCCACCAGCAUCCGUCCGAGUCCGGGACAAACGAGGUCAGUAUCCCAUCCAUCGUGCGGCGGCAGUAGGAUCCGUGCCUAUGGUUGAGCUGUUCGUGAAAAAUAAAAGCCCGUUGAAUGCAACGGAUGUUGCUGGACAGACCCCAUUGCACCAUGCUAUUGCUGAAGGCCAUGGUGAUGCUGCUGUGGCGCUACUUAAAGCUGGCGCGGAGACCGACAAGAAAGAUGUAGAUGGAUUUGUGGCUAUGGAUCUUGCGCCAGAUUCUAAUGUGAAGAAAUUCAUAUUGCAAGCUGCGGAGCGUGAGGGUAUAGUUUUAUAG
Messenger RNA from Venustampulla echinocandica, 711 nucleotides. RefSeq names its product putative proteasome regulatory particle subunit protein. The transcript is spliced from 8 exons. NCBI's taxonomy places the organism in Eukaryota, Fungi, Ascomycota, Leotiomycetes, Helotiales, Pleuroascaceae. The record is from RefSeq and is a predicted model, not a curated record. Gene Ontology annotation, cellular component: nucleus; cytoplasm. Bases 1 to 711 code for a protein of 236 amino acids. Gene Ontology annotation, molecular function: protein binding.